Messenger RNA from Salvia miltiorrhiza (redroot sage), 994 nucleotides. RefSeq lists its product as uncharacterized. The transcript has a single exon. The record is from RefSeq and is a predicted model, not a curated record. Bases 14 to 982 code for a protein of 322 amino acids. NCBI's taxonomy places the organism in Eukaryota, Viridiplantae, Streptophyta, Magnoliopsida, Lamiales, Lamiaceae.
UUUCGAGCAACGCAUGGAUUGCACAGGAAGAUGGGGCUUGUCCACACUGCAAAAAAUAACAGCUGCCUUUCGAAUAUUGGCAUACGGGGUACCAGCAGAUGCUACUGACGAGUACAUAAAUAUUGGUGAGUCCACUGCAAUUAAAUGUGUCAAGAAAUUCUGUCGUGCAAUUGUGGAAAUAUUUUCUGAUCAAUAUCUAAGAUCUCCUAAUGCUAGUGAUGUUGCUAGACUACUUUAUAUUGGUAAACAACGUGGAUUUCCAGGAAUGUUAGGUAGUCUUGAUUGUAUGCAUUGGAAGUGGAAAAAUUGUCCAACAGGUUGGGCAGGCUCAUAUGCCGGUCGUAGUGGCUCUCCAACAAUUAUUCUUGAAAUAGUUGCUGAUUAUGACCUUUGGAUAUGGCAUGCAUUCUUUGGUAUGCCAGGAUCCAAUAAUGAUAUUAAUGUGUUGGAAAGAUCUCAUCUUUUCAGUGACCUUGCUAGAGGUAUCACUCCACCCGCACAUUAUGUCAUACAAGGAAAAGAGUAUAAUGUGGGCUAUUAUUUAGCAGAUGGUAUAUAUCCCAAGUGGUCCACACUUGUACAAACUUUUCAUGAGCCACGCUCUGUGAAAAAAAAGUUUUUUGCAAUGAGACAGGAAUCGUGUAGGAAAGAUGUGGAGCGUGCAUUCGAAGUUCUUCAAAGUCGAUUUGCAAUUGUUGCAAAUCCAGCUCGCUACUGGCAAAAGAAACAUUUGGAUAAUAUAAUGAAAGCGUGUAUUAUUAUGCACAAUAUGAUUGUUGAGGAUGAACGUGACCUGUCUGCACCAAUUGAAAUUGCAAGAGAAGUGCCAAUUCCAGAUGUUGAAACAAUGCCAAAUGAAACAAACAGUUUCCAAGAUUUUCUUGGACGCUAUAAAAAAAUCAAAGAUAGAGUUGCUCACUUUGCGCUUCGUGAUGCAUUAGUCGAUCAUAUAUGGGAUGAGUUUUCUAAUUUAGAAAAUUAGUUAGUUUUAUCA